Molecule: messenger RNA, 318 nt
Organism: Pocillopora meandrina
Lineage: Eukaryota; Metazoa; Cnidaria; Anthozoa; Scleractinia; Pocilloporidae
Source: the annotation of a GenBank genome assembly
CCAAAAGACAAGAUCGAGAAAGAGGCCUCCAGCGGAAUCGUGUACAAGAUAAAAUGUAAAGACUGUGAUUGUGUUUACGUUGGUCAGACAUCGCGCGCACUAAAAGCACGCGUGAAAGAACACACAAAGGCCAUAGCAACAUUGGAUGAAAACUCUUUGUUGGCCAAACACCAUAUGCUUCACAGGCACCAAAUAGAUUUGGAGAGUGUUGGAAUUGUUGACAGAUCAUCGGUGUGGUGACAAAGUCUAAUUCUUGAAGCUUGGCAUUCCAUGCGAGAUAGAAAUGUUAUAAACGAACACAUAACGUUACCAAACAUG